This is a messenger RNA of Polypterus senegalus (gray bichir), 2076 nucleotides long. Its product is annotated as lysophospholipid acyltransferase 1-like. The record is from RefSeq and is a predicted model, not a curated record. NCBI's taxonomy places the organism in Eukaryota, Metazoa, Chordata, Cladistia, Polypteriformes, Polypteridae. Gene Ontology annotation, biological process: lipid modification. Gene Ontology annotation, molecular function: acyltransferase activity. Gene Ontology annotation, cellular component: membrane.
CUCAUCUUUUUUAGGUAUUCAUUGCAUUUUUUUAUUUUGGUCUUUGUCUGUUAUGUAAUCAUGGUGAAGGCUGGAGUUGACAGCAUACACAGGUUUUCACUGGUAGCUGCAAUGGGAUACCUAUUAAUCUGUCAAAUAAGCAGAGUGUACAUAUUUGAUUAUGGACUAUUGUCUACCGAUUUUUCAGGGCCAUUGAUGAUUAUAACGCAAAAGAUUACUGCCCUUGCCUAUCAGGUGCAUGAUGGAAUUGGGCGGAAAGCUGAAGAACUUACCCCAGACCAGCGUCGGUUAUCUGUAAAGGAGAAGCCUUCACUAAUAGAAUAUUUAAGCUAUCAUCUUAAUUUCCUGAGCAUCUUGGCUGGACCAUUCAGUAACUACAAAGACUACAUUUCUUUUAUAGAAGGAAAUGACAUAAGUAUGAAAUUAUUAGAGAUUCAGACAAAACAAAAACAGUAUGAAAGGUUGACCAUUCCUUCUCCUACGGGACCUGUUAUACGUAAAUUAGUAAUCUGUGGUGUGUCAGUAUUUUUAUUUCUUACUCUUGGCAAAUCCUCCUCUGUUGCUCACAUGCUGAAUGAGCAGUCCAUGAGCAAGGCAUCGUUAUCACGGCUCUGUUGUUCCUAUAUUGCAAUACAAGCUAGAAAACCAAAGUACUACUUUGCUUGGACAAUAGCAGAUGCAGUCCACAAUGCUGCAGGAUAUGGAUUCAGUGGCAUAGAUGACAAAGGAAACUUCCGCUGGGACCUUGUUUCAAACUUGAACAUUUGGAAUAUUGAGACUGCAACAAGCUUUAAAAUGUACAUUGACAACUGGAAUAUUCAGACAGCAGGCUGGUUAAAACGAAUAUGCUAUGACCGAGCACCAUACUACCCUACAGCUUUAACCUUUGUGCUUUCUGCUGUUUGGCAUGGAGUAUAUCCAGGAUAUUAUUUCACAUUUAUUACAGCAAUUCCAAUUACUAUGGCCGCUAGAGCAGUUCGAAACAAUGUAAGGCAUCAUUUUCUUGUCUCCCAGAUGAUGAAAACAAUGUAUGAUAUAAUGACAUGGGUAUUCACUCAGUUUGCUGUUAGUUAUACUGUUAUACCCUUUGUCCUUCUGGCGACGGAGCCAACUAUAAUGUACUACAAGUACAUGUAUUUUCAUUUUCACAUCAUAAGUAUUCUUGUAUUAAUUCUUUUACCAAUAAAAAAAAAAUCCACAUAGUAUUCAAUACCACAAUUUUCAUAUCCACGUUAAAGAGAAAUACAGGACAAGAAGAAUACAGUGAAAGGAGCCAUGUCUCAUCAUUUAAGCAGGAACUCAUGGAUGCCUUAUGGAUUUGGAGAAACACUUUAACUGUUUACAUGAUUGGAAUAGUCAAUAAAUUUAAUUGCAACAUAUGGUGCAGAAAAAUAAGUACUUAUAAUUUGGAGUAUGAUUGCAGAUAUUAAAGUGUCCUCUGAAGGUGUGAUCUUCUGCCUAGAAUAACUACUUGAUACCAUUUGUUGGAACUGCCAGUACAGUGUGAUCCCCACAGUUUACUUAAGUUAGAACUAAUAUGAUACACAUUAUAUAUGAGAAAUAAAUACUAAUAAUGGAACAGGAAUUAGAACAAGAACUAACUACAAGGGUAAAGACAAAAACACAGGACUAUGAGACAUUCAAAGGAGAAUCCCUAAAAUGUUAGAGAACAAUAUCAAAAACUGCACUCUGGUUAAGUUUUGACAGUUGGUAUAUAUUAAGCACUAUGCUCAAAAGAGACUCAAACUCCCCAAAGUCUUCAACCACUUCCUACUUUAACAUAGAUAUGACCACCGCACCUAGGAUAUCCUCAGCUUCACUAGUAUUUUUCUUACAUAAUUUUAUCAGACAGUCUUGUAGGUGCCACCUUUUUAGACUUCUGGUAUUUCUCUUUCACAUCUAGGGACCUUCAUCAUAACAGAACAUUAAAGGUCACUUUCUUUAUCUUGAUUGCUUUUCUCACUAUUACCUUUCAGGUACAAAACACUGCAAUUAAUUGUUAUAGAUAGAUAGAUAGAUAGAUAGAUAGAUACACUGUAGAUAGAUAGAUACAAUCCCAAGGGGAAAUUCACAUAA